Molecule: messenger RNA, 324 nt
Organism: Pteronotus mesoamericanus
Lineage: Eukaryota; Metazoa; Chordata; Mammalia; Chiroptera; Mormoopidae
Gene: SERTM1
Product: serine rich and transmembrane domain containing 1
Exons: 1
Coding region: 1-324 (107 amino acids)
Cellular component (GO): intracellular membrane-bounded organelle
Source: RefSeq, a predicted model, not a curated record
AUGCCCGAACCCGACCCUCCGUCUGUGCUCUCGGGAAAUGCGGGGAACGGGACUUUCCUUGAGCUGUUCCCCACGUCCCUGUCCACCUCGGUGGACCCGUCCCCCGGCCACCUGUCCAGCGUCUACGUCUAUGUGUCCAUAUUCCUCAGCCUUUUAGCCUGUCUGCUUCUGCUCCUAAUCCUUGCUCUCCAGAGGCUCAAAAACAUCAUCUCCUCCAGCCCCUCCUGCCCCGAGUGCCCGAGCGACGCCGGCAGCUCCUUCACCAACCUGGAGGUCUGCAGCAUCUCCUCCCAGAGGUCCACCUUCUCCACCCUGUCCUCGUGA